AUGGGUUGGGAGGACAACGCCGUAUUCUACUUUGUAUUUGCUUCUCUGACGUUUUUUGUAUGGAUGGACAUGAGUUUCUUCGGCGAAAUGCAAGAACAAGGAUUGAUUGCGAAUUCUACGGUCGCGAAAACAGCAAAAGUUUAUUCGAGAUUUCCUAUCAAGACGGUGAAGAUACGAAUGCAAGAUCACAUAAGCCACUACGUCUGGCUGCCUUUGUCCGAGCAUGUAGAUACCAAAUACGAGAUCUCAAAGUGCUCAUGGGUCAGCCCGAACCUUAUAAGCGGCCUUCAUCUUACUGUUGCAAUAAUAUCGGGCAGAUUGAUGUACGAGGAAAACAUUUGGAUACGACGCGUCGGUUGUAUCGUCUUUGAGUUUCGAUGCUUUUUGGACGUUUUCGACGGCGUCAUUUAUAGAGCACAGUCGAACAUGAAGACGUCGUUUGUGAACGGUUGGGGCACGUACGGCUAUUUUAUAGACGCCGCGGCUGAUUUUAUAGGCUGUAUUUUGGUCCUAUCUGCUUGUAUUUUGUAUUUUUUAAAAUGUCCACCAGUGAAACGAAAGGAAUACCCGAACGACGACGCCGAAAUGGCUCUAAUGAUUGACUAUCACGGCAAGUCAAAUUGCCAGUACAAGGAAAAAGUUAUUGUAUUUUAUGAAAGCAAGAAGAAAAUAUUAAUAAUGAUGAUAGCAUAUGGGAUACAGAUAUCAGCCCGGUCAUUUUUUUGGGAUCAUUUCUUACAUGAAUAUCACACACUUCUCGAAGUGAAAUCCGAUGCCAUCUCGCCGGUGAGUAAUAAGCACGAAAUAUCAAUUCUAUAAUCUUUUGAUUAUUUUAGUUAUUUGCUGAAAAUUACUGUUGCCCAUAAAAGUUUGCGAAUUUUAUACGAUUUGUACACAGACAGGCUCUACUGUCUACUUUCGAUUGGGGCAAUUUGAAAUUCAAAUUUUUCAAAAGACGAUUUGUACAAAAUAGGAAGUAUUAAAAUGCCGGCUUUAUUUACAUAUUACUUGUGCAAUGUAACAUGGUCUUGGUAAAAGCGUGCAUGUAUACUUUAUUUGGACACUUGGGGCAUAUUUAUCAAUAUUUUUGAAAUCCAAAUCUACUUAGUGAAAUUUCACGGUAUAUUGGUUUGUAAUUACAGUUAAUAUUAAUAAUGUAUGGCUGCGUGGCAACAACAUUUUUCUCUUGAAUGUAUUAAAAAAUAGACAGUUUGUCAGUUUAUAAUCUACCGCAUGGUUCUUUAUUAAUUAUAAUCUAAAUAAAAAUCUAGAUAUUUCGGCUAGCCAGAUCGUCUGGUUCAUGUUCAGACUAGGAAAUUGCCAUUUAUAGCUAUUACUUAUUACUGUAUAAUUAUGCAAUUAAAUAUAUGCAGAUUUCAGCCCCAACUGAAAUCGUUUGGCCGUGCCACGAUAACUUGUUGUUCAAGCUCCAUUCAUUCGACACAUGAAAAGUUCGACUUGGCUUAUGCCUCCAAGUUGCUGAUUUUUCAAAUACGGCAAUUGUCUUAACCCAUUGAGCCGCAAUGCGCCCCAGUGCGGCAUACUUAUUUUUUACUUGUCUAACGCAGACAAUUUUACUCUUCAAUGGCGAAGCUCUGCAGCUUCAAUGGGUUAACCAAAAAAUCUGACAAUGUCUCUAGUUAACCCAUUGAGCCGCAAUGCGCCCUACUUAUUUUUUUUACUUGUCUAACACCAGACGAUUCUACUCGUCAAUGGGGAAGCUCUGCAGCUUAAUGGGUUAAUCUUAUUGUAAGAAGCAACUGCUAUUGACCACGGUUAAUAGAAGGAGGAUGGUUAGGCUAGCUGGACCACGUGACAAAUAUGUUAUUGUUCUCAUUUUAUUCAUGUCACGUGACGAGAUAGGGGGACGCUUCGCAGGAGUGUAAUAGAAAAUAUAUUGUUGACAUGGCUUUUGUGAUGUAUAAAUUUACGUAUUUUCGAUUGUAUACGCCUGAUUUGAUCACGGAUUUGAUUUAUACUUCGAAGUUCGGAAUGAUCUGAUCGUAUUCACAAGUUUUAAAGGUAUUGUUGAUUGGUUUUGAGAUAUAACCACGCUAUGCUAAGUGUAUAUUCACAUAUUCCAUUCUCAAGUGUUCGAGGAUUUUCAUACUUAAAGACGAUACUUUUGGAGUUUGUCCGGGAAAAACUGCUCUGCUUUUGGUCGUGAGAGUUGCGGUAGACACAAUGAACGAUAAAAUACCCAGUGUUUUUAGGACGACGGAUGGAGAACAGCUCGAGUAGAAUUGCUAAGGCCGCUAUUAUUAAAGAGAUCUGACGUCG
Paramuricea clavata is the source of this 2280-nucleotide messenger RNA. The record is from the annotation of a GenBank genome assembly. Lineage: Eukaryota; Metazoa; Cnidaria; Anthozoa; Malacalcyonacea; Plexauridae.